Molecule: messenger RNA, 597 nt
Organism: Venustampulla echinocandica
Lineage: Eukaryota; Fungi; Ascomycota; Leotiomycetes; Helotiales; Pleuroascaceae
Exons: 2
Coding region: 1-597 (198 amino acids)
Source: RefSeq, a predicted model, not a curated record
AUGGCGUUCUUCGGUGUGCCCAAAACAAUUCGAUCCAUGCAUCCCGACACGCUUAAGCCGUUUUCCAUCCUCACACCAUUGGUAUCUUGUUCUCCACUGGGCACCACCCCAUUGGAAUUCUGUUGCAAAUUCAACAGCACGUCCUGCUGCAAUGGUACUACGUUUAAACUGGGGGACACCGGAGCUGCUUUCCAACCUGGCCAAGAUUCUAAGAUUCAGUCGUUCACAUCCGCCGCAUUGGCUGCUGCAAUAAGUGGAAGCGCAGUCCCCGGCAGCGCGAUCGAUUCAAACUCUUCGAAUCCGGACUUCUCGAAUAGAGACCUAGCGACGAAAAUUGGAGUCGGCAUCGGCGUACCACUCGCCGUAUUUGGAAGUGGCAUUUUGGUAUUCUUAGUCUGGAGAGAAAAGCGGAAAAACAACGUCAAUGCAGAGAAGCCGAUACAGAUUAUCGAUCCGGGGAUCUUUAAUAAAGAUCCGCCAGCUUCAAAUUACGCAUUAUCCCCUCCACAGAGACCUACCCCCCCGUGGAGGCCGGCCUCGGUGUAUGAAGCCCCAACAGAAAUGCGUACUCAUGAAUUGCCCGAUACUUCUCGAUAA